Messenger RNA from Capronia coronata CBS 617.96, 747 nucleotides. RefSeq lists its product as uncharacterized. The record is from RefSeq and is a predicted model, not a curated record. The transcript has a single exon. Lineage: Eukaryota; Fungi; Ascomycota; Eurotiomycetes; Chaetothyriales; Herpotrichiellaceae. Bases 1 to 747 code for a protein of 248 amino acids.
AUGGCUCUGCGUCGACCGAACCUUGCACCGCUUUGGCUAGGUUCCGCCAUGACAGGCCUGCUGCCUGAGACAUUCAAAUGGGUAGACUAUACAUGGAGUGGCAUGGAACCGGCGCAGUGGACGGCAUCGAUCCAAUCUUUCAUGGAUCUGCAGUUUUCUGGAAAGAUGAAGCCACCAGAGGAUCGAAAUGGUCAGAAGUUCAUCUCCAGAGAAGAUGAGUGGCGUCUGCUCUACCUCACAGAAACGGAGUCGUCCCGCUACACGAUACCGCACAUGUCCCCCUUUCCACCAUUUGGCUCCACGGCUCUAAAAAGCGCCACCAUCGAAGUCCGAAAACAUGCAUUUUGCGGACACUCGCUUGUCUACAGGCACUGGGUUCGGCAGAACAAGGACGAGCAAUCAAUCGACGACCCGGGAACAACGUGCAAUUCUAAGAACAUAUCUGCGCAAAGUCAUGCUUAUCGGAUACCGAUUUGGCUAUCUCAGCUACCAAAAAAGUUAUGUAUGCUUUGGCAGCCCGGUCACGCCAUCUCUGAAUGGACAUCAGCGGGAGAUUCUUGUGAUGAGAAACUCUCGGAGCAGGCGACUCGAGAUGUAUUCACCUGGAGUCUUGGGGACGGAGUCAAGCCGGAGGACUUAGCUAUGUGGGAGCAUGAGUGGCUGGAUGGGUUGAUUGAAGCGGUCAAUGGGGAGGACGAUGAGGAUGAACCUUAUCAAUCGGAUGACUGCCGCACACUGCCCUCAUAA